UUGUCUUUUCUAUCUGUAGUUCCCAAAGAUGAGUCGUGGACAUUCAGAAAACAACAAUUUCCUGAACAAUAACAACCAAAUGGUGUUGGACAUGAUCCUUUAUCCAUUAAUUGGAAUCCAUCAGACCAUCAACUGGGAAACUGUGGCAAGGCUUGUGCCUGGCUUAACACCCAAAGAGUGUGCAAAGAGGUUUGAUGAACUGAAGAGCAGUGGCAGCUCACCCGUCGACAACCAGUAUAGCCUCCUAAUGGCUGCUGGAGAGAGCCCUGUUGAAACUUUAGCCACGUAUAUCAAGUCCUCGCUUCUUGACACACAGGGAGAGUUUCAGGAGACUCCAAUUGGUCAGGAUGCAGUUUCUAAAACAGGAAAACAUAGUAUAGCUUCCACAAGGAAUUGUUCUUCAGAAAGUGAAAAUUGUACUACUCAUAAUGGUGGAGAAAAGACUGAAGAAUCUGAAGGGCCAAACAUGGUGAUCCAUGUAUGUGAUGAAGCCAAAAACUUGAAAGAAGAUUUUAUUUGCCCACGAGAUCUUUUGAUAUCAGAAAUGAAGUACUUUGCUGAAUAUUUAUCUAUGGAUGCCCAGCGCUGGGAAGAGGUGGACAUUUCAGUUCAUUGUGACGUUCACAUUUUCAACUGGUUGAUAAAAUAUGUUAAAAGGAACACUAAGGAGAAUAAAGAUUGUGAGAUGCCCACUUUAGAGCCAGGAAAUGUCAUUUCAAUUCUUAUUUCUUCAGAGUUUUUAAAAAUGGAUUCAUUGGUUGAACAGUGUAUUCAGUAUUGCCACAAAAAUAUGAAUGCCAUAGUAGCUACCCCAUGCAACAUGAACUGUAUUAAUGCAAAUCUUCUUACACGUAUAGCUGAUCUGUUCACACACAAUGAAGUUGACGACUUAAAGGACAAGAAAGAUAAGUUUAGGAGUAAACUUUUUUGUAAGAAGAUUGAAAGACUGUUUGAUCCUGAAUAUUUGAAUCCAGAUUCUCGGAAUAAUGCAGCAACAUUAUACAGAUGCAGUUUGUGUAAGAAACUUUUAACAAAAGAAACAGAAAGAAGAAUUCCUUGCAUUCCUGGAAAAAUCAAUGUGGAUCAACAUGGAAAUAUUAUCUACAUUCACAUAAGAGAUAAGACUUGGGAUGUUCAUGAGUAUUUGAAUAGUCUUUUUGAAGAAUUAAAAUCUUGGAGAGAUGUAUAUUGGCGCUUGUGGGGAACAGUCAACUGGCUAACCUGUUCAAGAUGUUACCAAGCUUUUCUCUGUACAGAAUUUUCACAUUGUCAGUAUCACUCAGAAACAGUGAUUUAUCCUACUGCAGGAAGUUCACUGAGUACUGUUGGCACUGGAAUUUAUCCCUGCUGUAACCAAAAGGUUCUUCGGUUCGACCCCACUCAGCUUACAAAGGGUUGUAAAGUGAGGGACCACAUGGUUGCUCUUCGUGAUCAAGGUGAGGGUGAAGAUUUGCUGUCCUGUCCAACUGCUAGAAUCCUGGACGAUCUGCACAAACACAAAGAUGUCAUUCUUGUGCCUUUUGCUAAAGACACAGUUAGUGAUUCUGGGGUUGGUCUCUGUGAUGAAAAGGGUCUAGACUGUGAUGUUUUACUGGAACCAAAUACACCAUGGGGCCCCAAGAGUGGGGAGCUCAAUGCUUUCUUGUCACUGAAAAACUGGACUCUGCAACUGAAACAACAGUCAUUAUUUUCAGAAGAAGAAGAAUAUACCACCGGAUCUGAGGUCACUGAAGAUGAAGUUGGAGAUGAAGAAGAAGUAUCCAAGAAACAAAGGAAAAAGGAGAAGCCAAAGAAGUUCACUAAACAACCAAAAAAACAACUGUCUUCACCCUGUGGUCAGAAGAAAGAAAAGGCAUUGGAGAAGUCAACUUCUAGAGAUGUGUCUCCUUUCAUUGUGAGUAUGCAGAAGAAUAAGUGGGAUGCCACAAGAUCCUUGAGAUUCAACCAAGAUGCACAAAGAGAAGAUGAUCAACGGCGGAUGUCUGAAAUUACUGGGCACCUGAUAAAGAUGAGAUUGGGUGAUCUGGACCGAGUCAAGUCAAAAGAAGCAAAAGAAUUUGCAGGAGGUAUUUACUCCAGGCUCGAAGCACAAAUCAAGGCCUCAGUGCCAGUCACUGCACGGCAGAGCAGCUCAGAGAAAAACACAAGGUCUAAAAGUCGUUUUGGUCAAGGUCGUCCUGCGUAAAGCACCUUAAAAUAUAACUAAGAUGAGAGAAGACACACCUGUGGAUGUCUGGAAUUGCUUACUUCUUGAAGAUCUUCAGAACAAUGACUUCUAAAUGUUUUAAGUUAUUUGUUAAUUGUUCUUGCAAGUCGCAUCAGUCAUAGUGCUAAGGGAAAUACAUAGUUAGGUCUUAUGAAAUCUAGUUGUAAAUAUGAAACUUCUUAAAUCUAGUUUUCCUUUGGUGUGAUGCUAGGCUACGCUAAGACUACUGAUAUUUGUUAUCUUUAUUUAUUUGAAAGAGAAGAAGCCUAAACUCUCAAAGUAGCUAAGAGUUUUUAGACUUAAAAAUUAGGGGAACACAGCAGAUGGUAGUACUGUGCAUGUGCACUGAUGAUAGUGUCUUUUGGGCUGUAAAUCUCGGGAUAGCACUGAGAACUGCAAUUUGUGUGAUGAAGUUCCCAGUGAUGCUAAUUUUAAGUUUGCAUGACUGUUAAGGAGCAACAGAUCUUAAGACUGCAUUAAAUAAAGUUUCAAGGUGAGGUA
Vicugna pacos (alpaca) is the source of this 2707-nucleotide messenger RNA. The record is from RefSeq and is a predicted model, not a curated record. Lineage: Eukaryota; Metazoa; Chordata; Mammalia; Artiodactyla; Camelidae.